AUGCAUGAGCACACACGAAAGCACAAGGUGGCCGUGGUCGGCUCCGGUAAUUGGGGAUCCACCAUCUCCAAGAUUGUUGCGGAGAACGCCAGAGAGCAUUCGGACCUUUUCGAGCCAGAAGUGCGCAUGUGGGUGUUCGAGGAGGAAAUCGAAAUCCCUGAAUCCUCCAAGCACCACUCCAAACUAGGCGGCCAGAAGCACAAAUUGACCGAGGUCAUCAACGGAGUCCACGAGAAUGUCAAAUACCUGCCGGAUAUUGCACUCCCUGAAAACGUCGUAGCCGACCCAGAUCUCAAAUCGGCUGUUAAAGAUGCUACAUUACUCGUCUUCAACCUCCCCCAUCAGUUUAUCGGCAAGACCCUCGAUGGUGUUGUCGGGCACCAUCUACCCUAUGCGCGAGGUAUCUCUUGCAUCAAGGGCGUCGAUGUGUCUGACGGAACCGUGACCCUUCACUCGGAACUUAUCAUGGAGCGACUGGGCAUCUACUGCGGCGCCUUGUCCGGCGCCAACAUCGCCCCAGAGGUGGCCGCGGAGAAGUUUUGUGAGACGACCAUUGGUUACGACACCCCUCCAAUGGAUGUGGAGGAGCGUGAUGGGUCGCCGAAGGAAAACUUAAUCAAGAUUGAUGAGCAGCGGCAACAUAAGACUAAACCCACGCAUGUCAAAUUACACCCAGUGCCAAAAGAUCUCCCCCCUGUCGACGCUGAGCUGUGGGAGACUCUGUUUGCCCGCCCAUAUUUCCAUGUUAAUCACGUUCGCGAUGUUGCCGGGGUGGCUCUAGGGGGUGCACUCAAAAACAUUGUAGCUUUAGCAUCGGGGUUUGUUGCAGGAAAGGGCUGGGGAGAAAAUGCCAAGGCUGCAAUUAUGCGUGUCGGCAUCUUGGAGAUGAUCAAGUUUGGUCGGACGUGGUUUCCCAAGUCUGUGGAUGAGAGAACCUUUACCGAGGAGAGCGCGGGUCUAGCGGACGUGAUCUCCUCGUGUAGCGGUGGGCGGAACUUCCGGUCAGCUUGUCACGCAGUCGAGCAGGGGGUCAGCGUCAAUGAAAUCGAACAGAAGGAGCUCAACGGUCAGAAACUGCAGGGGACUUCGACGGCCUACGCUGUUUAUGACUUUCUCUCGAAGCACGACCAGUUGAAGGAAUUUCCGUUGUUUGUUGCUGUUCAUGAUAUCCUCGAAGGGAAGUCUACUGUUGAUGACCUCCCAGCACUGCUAGAUGGGAAAAAGAAGAAGAAUAAGAGCGCCUGA
Aspergillus niger is the source of this 1245-nucleotide messenger RNA. RefSeq lists its product as uncharacterized. Lineage: Eukaryota; Fungi; Ascomycota; Eurotiomycetes; Eurotiales; Aspergillaceae. Gene Ontology annotation, cellular component: glycerol-3-phosphate dehydrogenase (FAD) complex; cytosol; nucleus. The transcript is spliced from 3 exons. Bases 1 to 1245 code for a protein of 414 amino acids. Gene Ontology annotation, biological process: glycerol-3-phosphate catabolic process; carbohydrate metabolic process. Gene Ontology annotation, molecular function: glycerol-3-phosphate dehydrogenase [NAD(P)+] activity; NAD binding. The record is from RefSeq and is a predicted model, not a curated record.